This is a messenger RNA of Lynx canadensis (Canada lynx), 2133 nucleotides long. It is a transcript of the gene CRTAP, whose product is annotated as cartilage associated protein. Gene Ontology annotation, biological process: collagen fibril organization; peptidyl-proline hydroxylation to 3-hydroxy-L-proline. Gene Ontology annotation, cellular component: endoplasmic reticulum. Lineage: Eukaryota; Metazoa; Chordata; Mammalia; Carnivora; Felidae. The coding region runs from base 106 to 1311 and encodes 401 amino acids. Gene Ontology annotation, molecular function: protein binding; collagen binding. The transcript is spliced from 7 exons. The record is from RefSeq and is a predicted model, not a curated record.
GUGUCCCCGCCUCCCAAGCCUUGGGCUCGCGGCGUUGCGCAGUCCUCCGCCUUCCUUGCCUUCUCGUCCCCUUCCUUCCUUCCUUCCUUCCUUCCGCCGGGCGCGAUGGAGCCGGGACGCGGGGCGGCCGCGGCGCUGCUGGCGCUGCUGUGCGCAGUCUGUGCGCUGCGCUGCGGGCGCGCCCAGUACGAGCGCUACAGCUUCCGCAGCUUCCCGCGGGACGAGCUGAUGCCGCUCGAGUCGGCCUACCGGCACGCGCUGGACCAGUACAGCGGCGAGCACUGGGCGGAGAGCGUGGGCUACCUGGAGAUCAGCCUGCGGCUGCACCGCCUGCUGCGCGACAGCGAGGCCUUCUGCCACCGCAACUGCAGCGCCGUGCCCCAGCCCGAGCCGGCCGCCGGCCUCGCCCGCUACCCCGAGCUGCGCCUCUUCGGGGGCCUGCUGCGCCGCGCGCACUGCCUCAAGCGCUGCAAGCAGGGCCUGCCAGCCUUCCGCCAGUCGCAGCCCAGCCGCGAAGUGCUGGCCGACUUCCAGCGCCGGGAGCCCUACAAGUUCCUGCAGUUCGCCUACUUCAAGGCAAAUAAUCUCCCAAAGGCCAUUGCCGCCGCUCACACCUUUCUACUGAAGCAUCCCGAUGACGAAAUGAUGAAGAGAAACAUGGCGUAUUACAAGAGCUUGCCUGAUGCCGAGGACUACGUUAAGGACUUGGAAACCAAGUCAUAUGAGAGCCUGUUCGUCCGAGCCGUGCGGGCCUACAAUGGCGAGAACUGGAGGACGUCCGUCACAGACAUGGAGCUGGCCCUUCCCGAUUUCUUCAAAGCCUUUUACGAGUGUCUGGCGGCCUGCGAGGGCUCCAGGGAGAUCAAGGACUUCAAGGACUUCUAUCUUUCCAUAGCAGAUCAUUAUGUAGAAGUCCUGGAAUGCAAAAUGCAGUGUGAAAAGAACCUCACCCCCGUUGUAGGAGGCUAUCCCGUGGAGAAGUUUGUGGCCACCAUGUAUCAUUAUUUGCAGUUUGCUUAUUAUAAAUUGAACGACCUGAAGAACGCGGCCCCCUGUGCGGUCAGCUACCUGCUCUUUGACCACAGUGACAAGGUCAUGCAGCAGAACCUGGUGUAUUACCAGUACCACAGGGACAAGUGGGGCCUCUCGGACGAGCAUUUCCAGCCCAGACCAGAAGCAGUUCAGUUCUUCAAUGUAACUACGCUCCAGAAAGAGCUGUAUGACUUUGCUAAGGAAAAUAUAAUGGAUGAUGAUGAGGGAGAGGUUCUGGAAUACGUGGAUGACCUCUUGGAGCUGGAGGAGACCGGCUAGUCCCCAGCAAAGAGAAGCCCCUGGAUGUCCAGGGGACACAGAUUCUGUCUGCCUUCCCCCAGUAGCCCACGUCGCUGAUACCUCAAAGUCUCCUCUUCACUCUGCGACGUGAAAGGGAAGCCUCGUCUCUCACUACGUAUGAUAAGGGGCGAGCCUGCCUUCCCCGCGACCACACCUGCCUCCCCACGCGCCUCCCACCUUCACACGGGCCUUUCUCACUAUUUUGGUUGGAAGCACGGUCCUCCAUGUUUUCCCCCCAGAAAAUCACAAUUUUUUUUUUUUAAUAAGAAAAAUACUCCUCAAAUUAGAUAAUUGUGAAAACCUAUUUUGGGCUUUCCGCCCUUUCAGGUUUUAGACUCCAUUAUCCCCAUGCCCUGGUUCAGGAAGACAGUGGAAGACACGGGCCAAACUUCUCCACACACACACCCCCCCCCACCCCUGCCGGCCCCGUGACAGCGUACAAGUGGUCUGACCCGCACCAUUUCUGGCACCCACUGAAAGAGAAGCUGCGUAGAUAGUGCAGGCUCCAGAAAUGUGGCUUUUGCCCCACACUUCUGCAUCUCCAAAGUCUUACAAUGGUUGGUCGAUCCCUGGGCACCAUAGUCAGUUGCAAGUCUCAGAGUUGGAAAUGGAAGAAAGCAGAGGGGGUCUGGUCUCAUUCAUUUUUUCAAUAAAUAUUUAUUGAGCACCUACUACAUGCUAGACGUUGACGGGGGCACUAGAAACGCUGUGCAGAAUGACGGGGGAAAAAUCCCUGCCCUCCGGAGCCUACGUCCUCUAAGGGAGACAGACAACAAAUAAAUAAGAACAAAUGUAUAUAAA